Molecule: messenger RNA, 4542 nt
Organism: Oncorhynchus mykiss (rainbow trout)
Lineage: Eukaryota; Metazoa; Chordata; Actinopteri; Salmoniformes; Salmonidae
Product: protein kinase C iota type
Biological process (GO): protein phosphorylation; establishment or maintenance of cell polarity
Molecular function (GO): ATP binding; protein binding; protein serine/threonine kinase activity
Source: RefSeq, a predicted model, not a curated record
AUUAAUUAACAUGAUUUGCCUUGUAUUAUAUAUGUUUUAUAUACACUGAUCGCAGAUAAUAUUUUGUAUCUUUUUUGUUUAGUUUGUUGAUUGAAGUAAUUUGUUGCCCCUGUUACAUUCCGCUAAUGGAUUCGUCCGCCGUGAGGCCUUUACGGUAGUACAGAAGAGGGUUUUGGGUGUGGUACACAGUAGGAAGGCAUCUUCGGCGAGCGGAGCGUCCGAAUCAGAGAGUUUAUCAUGCCGACGUUGCGGGACAGUAGCAUGUCUCACCCCGGCGAGAACCCUUACCAAGUCCGGGUAAAAGCUUACUACAAAGGGGACAUCAUGAUCACCCACUUUGAGCCGUCCAUCUCCUACGAGGAGCUGUACGGGGAGGUCAAAGACAUGUGUUGCAUGGACAACGACCAGCUCUUCACCAUGAAGUGGAUCGACGAAGAAGGUGACCCGUGUACAGUAUCGUCUCAGCUGGAGCUGGUGGAAGCCCUGAGGCUCUAUGAAGUCAACAAAGACUCUGAACUCAUCAUCCACGUGUUUCCAUGUAUCCCAGAGAAGCCUGGCAUGCCCUGUCCAGGAGAAGACAAGUCUAUAUAUCGUCGUGGGGCGCGGCGCUGGAGGAAACUCUACUAUGCCAGUGGUCAUGUCUUCCAGCCCAAACGGUUCAACAGGAGAGCUCACUGUGCCAUCUGCACAGACCGUAUCUGGGGUCUGGGGAGACAGGGCUACAAAUGCAUCAACUGCAAACUGCUGGUCCACAAGAAGUGUCACAAGCUGGUCAGCGUGGAGUGUGGUAAACAGAUCCAGGAGCCCAUCAUGGGGCCUGAUAGGGGGGCCUCCAUCACACCAUUAGACCACUCUGAACAGCCAGGUCCUCAGAACAAAGACUCCAGUGAGAGUUUGAACUCAGAUGGAGAAGAGAAAGAGGCCCGCUGCAGCAGAGACACGGGGAAGUCAGCUUCCAGUCUAGGUCUGGUGGACUUCGAUCUGCUGAGCGUGAUUGGCCGGGGCAGCUAUGCCAAGGUCCUGCUGGUCCGACUCAAGAAGACAGAGAGGAUCUAUGCCAUGAAGGUGGUUAAGAAGGAGCUGGUCAACGACGACGAGGACAUUGACUGGGUCCAGACAGAGAAGCACGUGUUUGAGCAGGCGUCCAACCACCCCUUCCUAGUGGGGCUUCACUCCUGUUUCCAGACUGAGAGCAGACUGUUCUUUAUCAUAGAGUAUGUGAACGGAGGAGAUCUGAUGUUCCACAUGCAGAGACAGAGGAAAAUACCUGAGGAACACGCCAGGUUUUACUCUGCAGAGAUCAGCUUGGCGUUGAACUACCUCCACGAGAGAGGCAUCAUCUACAGAGACCUCAAACUGGACAACGUGCUGCUGGAGUCGGAGGGACACAUCAAACUCACUGACUACGGCAUGUGCAAGGAGGGCUUGAGGCCAGGGGACACCACCAGUACGUUCUGUGGGACCCCCAACUACAUCGCCCCCGAGAUACUGAGAGGAGAGGACUACGGUUUCAGCGUGGACUGGUGGGCUCUGGGGGUGCUGAUGUUUGAAAUGAUGGCUGGACGGUCGCCCUUCGACAUUGUAGGAAGCACCGACAACCCAGACCAGAACACAGAAGACUACCUAUUCCAAGUAAUAUUGGAAAAACAGAUCAGGAUUCCUCGAUCGUUGUCAGUCAAAGCUGCCAGUGUCCUCAAGGGCUUUCUCAACAAGGAACCUAAGGAGAGGCUAGGUUGUCACCCCCAGACGGGCUUCGCUGACAUCAUGGGUCAUCCCUUCUUCCGAAACGUAGACUGGGACCUUAUGGAACAAAAGCAGGUGGCUCCUCCAUUCAAACCCAACAUCUCAGGAGAGUUUGGACUGGACAGCUUCGACACCCAGUUUACCAACGAGCCUAUCCAGCUCACGCCUGAUGACGAUGACGCGGUGAAGAAGAUCGACCAGUCGGAGUUCGAAGGGUUCGAGUACAUCAACCCUCUACUGAUGUCGGCCGAGGAGUGUGUGUGAACUAGGGAGUGUGUGGGAGUGGACACAGCACGCCGCCUCGUGUCCUCGACGACGUCACUAUUCAGCUCUGCAUGGUUACCAGACUACCCGGCGAUGACAUCAUCAAAGAGCGUCCUGCUGUUGAAUAGAGAGAGGCGGAGAGCCGCCGGGGCUCUCAGACAAGAGACACUAACUUGCCAAACCAAUCUCACAUAGUGUGUCACAAAUGGCACCUUAUCCUUGACGUGUAGUGCACUAGGGAAUGGGGUGCCAUUUUGGACGAACGUCACUGUCCUUUUUUUUUUUUUAACCACUAGUCUUUUAGAACUACUUUCUCUCAAUUAUUUUUGUAUUCAUGUAUCAAAUCCGCACUGAUUUCCUCGUUGGUCAUCAGAGUGCAGGCCCCCAGUAGCCAAUGAGGCUUGGAGGUUGGUUACCUAGGUUACUGGACACAAAGGGAAGGGGGGGGGGGGGGGGGGGGGGGGGACACAGACGGUCCACAGAGAACAAACUAACCAUCCUCUCUUCUUCCCAGCUUGGAGGUGGUUAAAUGCAUAUUUUAUUUGUACAUAAUAAGAACGAUGUUUAGCCAAGGCCUUUUAACCCCAAGCCAGAUCACCAGGGAACAUAAUUGAAAUCGGUUUCACUACACGUAUCAUGAUGAGCGUUGUUGCAGCAGCAUGUUUGUAGAGGACUGAAGAACAACAAGUGGACAACCGCAUUUUAAAAUUAAAAAAAAAAAAAACACAUCUAUAUAUUUUUCUCAUUUUAUUUAAUGAAAUGGCAGUCUGUGUACGCUGGUCAAUGUCCCCAAAGUGUUACGCCGUCGUCAAGCCCGUUGGCUCACUUAUUGUUUACGUUUUGCUGUAGUCUUCGUGGAAACUUCCAGGACAGCCACGGUUCCAAGUUAAAACGAUUGCCGUCUCAGCAGCCAACCAACACUAACUAACGUAGACACUGACAGAAAGGCACAUGUCGAAUGGCAUCCUAUACUAUAUAAAGAGCGCAACAAAAGUACUCUACAAUAACACUGCGAGAUUUAGAGUUAGGGUAUUGUUAUGGAUACAACCACACUGUGAAUGAAAGAGUUUACUGUGAGGAGAAGAUUUGGAUACGAGUGGGCUGGACCACUAGCUGAGUUUAGUGAUAUGUCCCAAAUGGCACACUAUACUCUAUCUAGCGCACUACGUUUGGUCAUAGCUCUAUGUGCCCUGGUCAAAACUAGUGCACAAUUAUUUUUAUUUUUUUAACCUUUAUUUAGCUAGGCAAGUCAGUUAAGAACUAAUUCUUAUUUUCAAUGACAGCCUGGGAACAGUGGGUUAACUGCCUGUUCAGGGGCAGAACGACAGAUUUAUACCGUGUCAGCUCAGGGAUUCGAUCUUGCAGCCUUUCGGUUACUAGUCCAACGCUCUCACUAGUUAGCUCUGCAUGGUUACCAGACUACCCGGCGAUGACAUCAUCAAAGAGCGUCCUGCUGUUGAAUAGAGAGAGGCGGAGAGCCGCCGGGGCUCUCAGACGAGAGACACUAACUUGCCAAACCAAUCUCACAUAGUGUGAAUGCUUCACAAAUGGCACCGUAUCCCUCUACGUGUAGUGCACUAGGGAAUGGGGUGCCAUUUUGGGACGAAAGUCAUUCUUGCCAUUUGGGACACAACCUAGUAGUUUAUGCAAACUGUCGUUGACAAAGAACCAAAACAAUAUUUUCUAAAGGAGAAAGAAAAUCUGUUAAAUAUGUCUUGUCGUUUACAGUGGUACAGUACACACACAGUAGGAAAAUGUGGUGUCCUAAUAUUAGCCAGGAAAAAGGUUGUUUUUUCCCCCUCUCUGUUCAUUUUUAAAAUAGAAUGCCUUUCUGAAACGUUUUUGUUAUAUAUCUGUUUUCACAAUAUUAAAAAAACAAGUUUCUACAGUUUUCUCUAGUCCCAUGUCUGUGAAUCAGUUUGAAUAUGAAUGAUGAGGAUGGAGUCAGACCGUCGAUCUCCUGGACCACUUCUGACCACUACAGAUGACGCUCUUGAAAGAGAUUUCAAUCAAAUCUAAUAAGAAACACUAUCAAAGCAUUUAACAGCUUCAAUUUAUAUUCCAAGUUCUGAAUAGAGGUUUAAAAAAAAAAUAAUAAUUGUUCAGUCUCAAAUGGCACCCUAUGCCCUAUAUAGCACACUACUUUAGAUCAGAGCUCUAUGGGCCAUGGUGAAAAAAAAUAAGUGCACUAAAUGGGGAAUAGGGUGCCAUUUAGGAUGACGAUUGGGACGCUACCAAAGUGUUUUAAAGUGGUGCCAAGUGGUGAUUGGAGGAACAAACACUCUUCAGAAUUUUUAUCAUGUUACUUUAUAUUGCAAUGUAUUUUUGUUACUUUAAAAAAUGUACAAAAAAUCAAAUGUGCUGUUUCUCUAAUGAUUGAUCGCUACAUUGAUUGGUGAUUAUUGUUAUUGUGUGAAACCUGUUUGAAAACACUUUGAUGGGGAUGAUGUGUGAUUUCAUCCAGAGGUGCCUACUGAAAUGCUUAACAGGAUGUAAAAACGGAUUUCUCAAAAUAAACAUUUUUAUUUCCCUCCA